Messenger RNA from Blepharisma stoltei, 663 nucleotides. Lineage: Eukaryota; Ciliophora; Heterotrichea; Heterotrichida; Blepharismidae. The record is from the annotation of a GenBank genome assembly.
AUGAUUAUACUAAAAUCCCUACGAAGGUUUUCUGACCUUAAGCUCAAGUUAAGCCCUCAUCAGCUCUAUAUUACUCAAGGCAAAGGAACUGAAAGACCCUUCAUGGGAGAUCAUUGGUGGGUCAAAGACACUGGAACUUACUAUUGCAUUGUUUGUGAGCAAAAAUUAUUCCCUUCUCAUUACAAAUUUUUCCCUGACACAGGCAGAUGUCAUUUUUUUGCCAGCGAGGAUGGAGCUACCAGGCUGUCUGGAGAUAACCCAAAAGACCAAGAAGUCCAGUGUUCAGGCUGUGGAAGUCAUUUAGGCCAUUUCCAUCCAGAAGGUCCAGCCCCUACACACGUUCAAUACGUGAUUGAGUCUGGCUCAUUAUCAUUCAAAGAAAAGCCUUGGUUUACAGUCCCUCCAACACGCAGAGCAUUAAAACAGCCAAGAAGAGAGGCCAAGGCAUUGCUUAAGAAACAAAAAGAAGCCGAAAGAGAAGAGCAAAGGCUAAAAGCUGUGGAAGAAAAUAAACUUAUCAAGCAGAAAGCCCAUGAGGAACUUUUAAAGCAGCAUGAAGAAAAUAGGAAGAAUAAAGAGCAAAAGAAAAAACAAGAUAAUCAAGGAGACCAAAAAAAUCAAAAUAAUGAAGAGGAGGAAGCAAAUAAACCUAAAUCAGAAUAA